Molecule: messenger RNA, 1394 nt
Organism: Mastomys coucha (southern multimammate mouse)
Lineage: Eukaryota; Metazoa; Chordata; Mammalia; Rodentia; Muridae
Gene: Snrpa
Product: small nuclear ribonucleoprotein polypeptide A
Exons: 7
Coding region: 327-1172 (281 amino acids)
Biological process (GO): mRNA splicing, via spliceosome
Cellular component (GO): U1 snRNP
Molecular function (GO): U1 snRNA binding
Source: RefSeq, a predicted model, not a curated record
GCUUCCGAAAGGCAAUCUUGGAAUGCACUAGAGCUCUAACCAUGCCCCAAUUGGCCGAAGGCUCGUGCCCUUCUUUGAUUGGUCCGUUACCGCUAGGCAAGGGGGCGGGGCUUAUCGUUAAGGCGGGAACCCAAGUGUUUCUUUCCUUGGCAGGCGCUGAGGUUGGGGAAGAGACUUAGUCUGGACUUACCGAGUUUGUGCGCCGUGAUUAGCUCGGGGAAGGGAUAAGCCGAAGCCAGGGAAGAUAGCUGUGUGCCUGUGCAGCGUACCUUGGCGGGCGUUAUCGGUGGGAGCGACGGCUCAGCCGUACCUGAACAUCUCACACCAUGGCAGUUCCCGAGACCCGUCCCAACCACACUAUUUAUAUCAACAAUCUCAAUGAGAAGAUCAAGAAAGAUGAGCUCAAGAAGUCCCUGUAUGCCAUCUUCUCCCAGUUUGGCCAGAUCCUGGAUAUCCUGGUGUCUCGGAGCCUGAAGAUGAGGGGCCAGGCCUUCGUCAUCUUCAAGGAGGUCAGCAGUGCCACCAAUGCCCUGCGCUCCAUGCAGGGCUUCCCUUUCUAUGACAAGCCCAUGCGUAUCCAGUAUGCAAAGACUGACUCAGACAUCAUUGCCAAGAUGAAGGGCACCUUUGUGGAGAGAGAUCGAAAACGGGAGAAGAGGAAGCCCAAGAGUCAGGAGACACCUGCUGCCAAAAAGGCUGUUCAGGGCGGGGCAGCUGCCCCAGUGGUGGGCGCUGUCCAGCCUGUACCGGGCAUGCCACCGAUGACUCAGGCACCCCGCAUCAUGCACCACAUGCCAGGACAGCCUCCCUACAUGCCACCACCUGGCAUGAUUCCGCCACCAGGCCUCGCUCCUGGCCAGAUUCCCCCUGGGGCCAUGCCCCCACAGCAGCUCAUGCCUGGGCAGAUGCCACCUGCCCAGCCUCUCUCCGAGAAUCCACCCAAUCACAUCCUGUUCCUCACCAACCUGCCUGAGGAGACCAACGAGCUCAUGCUCUCUAUGCUUUUCAACCAGUUCCCUGGCUUCAAGGAGGUGCGUCUGGUCCCUGGGCGCCAUGACAUCGCCUUCGUGGAGUUUGACAAUGAAGUGCAGGCUGGGGCAGCACGAGAUGCCCUGCAAGGCUUUAAGAUCACCCAAAACAAUGCUAUGAAGAUCUCUUUUGCAAAGAAGUAGCGCCUUCCCCUACGGAGUGUCCCAGUCCCCAUUCUGGGGCUGCCCCUUUCCCCCCCUCCUUUGGCUCAGUCCCUGAAGGUAAGUCCCCCUUGGGGGCCUUCUCAGAGCCGUGUGUGAGUGUGUGGUUGCCACACAGCAUUGUACCCAGAGUCUGUCCCCAGACAUUGCACCUGGCGCUGUUAGGUUGUGAUUAAAGUGAGUUUUUGAGGUUUGGUUUUUCAC